Molecule: messenger RNA, 2363 nt
Organism: Myzus persicae (green peach aphid)
Lineage: Eukaryota; Metazoa; Arthropoda; Insecta; Hemiptera; Aphididae
Product: ABC transporter G family member 23-like
Exons: 15
Coding region: 253-2298 (681 amino acids)
Cellular component (GO): membrane
Molecular function (GO): ATP hydrolysis activity; ATP binding; ABC-type transporter activity
Source: RefSeq, a predicted model, not a curated record
UUUUUUUUUUAAUGUGUACUACGUAUUCUUAAAAAAGGGUUUACUUUUACUUAGCGGUUCGUUAAUAUUUGAACUGUUGGUAUUUCAAAUAGGUUUUGUUUAUUUUUUUAAUAGUUCGUAGUUACUAGUUAAUAUAAGUUUUUUAAAUUCUAAUUCGUUACUUAUUUAGUUUUAGAAUUAUUGUUCAGUGAAAAUGUUAAUGAAUAUUAUCUAGCCGAAAAUCAAUACUUUUAUUAAUACUCAAUAAGUAGUAUGAAUAAAAUGGAACAAAAUAUGGAAGAAGAAAACCCAAAGUACGACAUAACAGUGACAAAUGCCUUUAAGAAGUAUGGAAAAAAUAAUGUAUUUAACGGUUUGAACAUGACUGUGAAAUCCGGUUCUAUAUAUGGUCUUUUAGGACCAAGUGGCUGUGGUAAAUCGACACUUCUUCAAUGUAUUUUAGGAGCAUUGCCAUUAGACUCUGGUUGUAUAGAUUUUCAAGCAAAAAGUGUAAAAGACGUUGGAUAUAUGCCUCAAGAUUUAUGUCUGGAAGUCACGCUGACCAUACAGGAAACGUUUGACUACUAUGGAUCACUUUAUAGAAUGAGCAAGAGAAAUAUAAAAAAAAAAUUCGAUGAGCUUAAUGAAUUUCUGCAGUUACCAAGUUUAAAUAGUCAUCUUAAUGAAAUAAGUGGUGGCCAGAGUAGAAGAGUAUCUCUUGCCAUUAGCUUAUUACAUGACCCCAAAGUUAUGGUUUUGGAUGAACCUACAGUUGGAAUUGACCCUUUACUGAGAGAAGGAAUUUGGGCUGAGUUUAUAAAAAUGGUCAAAGAACAAAAAAAAACAAUCAUAAUAACUACUCAUUAUAUCGAAGAAGCAAAUAAAUCUGAUUGCGUCGGCUUUAUGAGAAAUGGAUUAAUAAUUGAAGAAGGGCCACCUCAAGAUAUUCUUGUGAAAUAUGGUACAGAUACAUUGGAAUCAGCUUUUUUAACGCUUUGCUGUAAUCAAAGAGCAAUUACUGAAAAAGUCAACAACACUGUCCAAGUAAAAGAACAAAUUGUACAAAAAAAAAUAUUGGAAUCGGUAAAUGUCAACCCGUAUAGAAUUAAAGCAUUGUUAAAAAAAAAUUAUCGUGUAUGUUCACGAGAUUAUAUGUUGUUAUUUACUUUGGUCUUACUUCCCAUAAUACAAUCAUUCAAUUUUUGUUUUUCGAUUGGAGUACCAUUCAAAGACAUGAAAAUAGCUUUUAAAAAUGAUGAGAUUAAUAAUUUAGAUUGUCAAUAUUUAAAUGUUAAUCGAUGUAUUUUGGACGAAAAUAGCAAUCAAACAAUGAGUUGUGUUAUUAUGAACUACCUCUCAUCACAUGAUUAUGAAUUAGUCGAAGUACAAGAUCGGGAAGUUGCCGAAGCUGGGAUAAAUCAUACAAAGUAUAUUGCUUUUCUAUAUUUUCCUAAAAACUUUACAAGUGGAUUGACAAAAUAUAUUAAUGACCGUCAAUAUUUUGAUUUAGAAUCUAGAGUUUUUGCUCAUUUAUCAAAUGAAAAUAUUUUGUUUAGAAAUCAAAUUACGGGAGAUGUGUUAGAGUCAAUCAAUUAUCUAGUUAUGGAAGCAUUAAAUAGUUGCUCUAACAAUCCAAUAUCAAUCAGUGUACCCUUGGAGUUCAAUAUUUUGCUUGGAAAAGAAGUUAAAUCAUUUGCCAAUAGUACCGUUUCUCUCUUUAUAGCCAUGGUGGCAUUUUACUGUCCAAGCGUAUUUGCUGUAAGCAUAAUGAUGUCGGAAAAAAUGGACGGACUCCUUAGCCGAUCAAUGUUUGCAGGUGUCAAAAUAUUGGAAUUGUUAAUUUCUAUGUUUUGUAUCACAACAGUGUUACUUUUGUUACAAACGAGUUUCUCCUAUUUUAUUUCACAUGUUUUAUUUUCAAAUCCAAUACAAAUCACCAAUGGAUUGUUUGUGUAUGUGUUAUUAUUACUACUAUUGGGAUGGAUAGGAUUUUUAUAUGGUUUACUUACUGCUGUAAUAUCAACUACAAAAUUAUUCGGUGUGUACAUUAUAACCGGAUCAUCUUUGACUCAGUUCAUAUUAUCAGGUGGAAUAUGGCCUUUGGAAGGACAGCCCCCAUUAUUAAGACAAGUAUCCAAGCUAAUUCCUAUAAGGCUAGUAGGAAAUAUGAUGAACGACAUAGUAAUAAAAGGGUGGACAUUGGAUCAUCCAUCAAUCUUAACAGGAACUUCAUUGACGGUUUUGUAUAACAUAUUAUUAAUACUUGUAUUAAUCUUAUUAGGAAAGAUAAAAAAAGACUUAUGGGUUAUACAAAAAUAGACAGUUAUGGCACUAUACAUAAACAAUACUUCGGUAAUAAAAAAACAAUGUUUUGUAUGGUAAUA